ACCGAUCUCUCUCGUUGUUUUUAUUUGACGUCCCAGACUUCAUUUUCUUAUACCUCUCCAAGAAGGCACUCAACAACAUAACGUUUUGGCCUCAAAAUUUAGUCCAAGUUUUAACUAACUAAAUACAUUUCGGCGAAAUAUGUCAAUGGACAACGAGAAACAAAAAGAUGAAAUCAUUGCAUUAGAAAGCAUCUACAACAAGGAAGAGUUCUCAUACCACAAGGAGAAUGACCAAUAUGAAUGUACCUUGAAAGCUUAUGUAACACUGCCCAAGGAUUAUUUUUUCACGUACAAAGAUAGUCGGCGUCCCGAAGAUCCCGUUGAAAGUGUACCCAUUUCUCAUCUACCACCAUUGUCGUUGUUCCUCACCUUACCAUUGAACUAUCCAUCGGAAUCACCACCAAAAUUUACUUUGGUUUCAUCUUGGUUGAGUCAAUAUGUUCUUGCUAAAUUAUGUAAAAAAUUAGAUCUGUUAUGGGAGGAGAACAAGGGACUGGAAAUUCUGUUCACGUGGAUGGCAUUUUUGAAAGAUGAGACACUUGAGUUUUUGAAUAUAGAAACAAGUCUUGGAAUUAACUCUGCCUAUACUUUCUACAAAAUGAAUUCAGAGGCGACUCAAAACGCAGGAAACAUUAGUGAAUUCAAGGGUGACAAAACAGAGGUUAAUAAAGAUCCAAAGAGCAAAAAUAUGGAACCAAGUAUAGAUGUGAGAAAAUCUGUGAUCAGAAAAACGACUCAUGAAAAACAUCCAACAAAAAAACGUGGUAAAAAACAAAGAACUAGAAAGUUUGUAGACCAACGGGCUAUUUCUGAUCGUUUAAUAGGUAUAAAUCCUGUCCAAAUGCUACUUGAUUAUGACUUGAAGCGCAAACAAACAGAGUUUAAAAGAAACUUCUACAUGUGCAAAAUUUGCUUCUUAGACAAAUUAGGGGACCAUUGUACACAAUUUGUACCCUGUUUCCACGUCUUUUGUAAGGAAUGUAUUUUCACCUACCUAGAAAUAAGAAUCAAAGAAGGAAAUGUUAAAAAUAUUAGUUGUCCAGAGGACAAAUGUUUGUCUGAAGCAACUCCAGGCCAAGUCAAGGAUUUAGUUAGUCAAGAAUUAUUUGCCAAGUAUGAUGCUACACUUCUGAGUGUUACGUUGGAUACAAUGACUGAUAUCGUCUAUUGUCCACGUCCCCACUGUCAAUAUCCUGUCAGUCGAGAGCCUAAUGAUAGGAUGGCAAGCUGUCCUGCUUGUCAAUAUGCCUUUUGCGUUUACUGUAAAAUGGUCUACCAUGGGAUCGAACCCUGUAAAUUCAAGUCAGCUGAAAAAGAAAAACUUGUAACCGAGUAUCAAAACGCUCCAGAUGAAAAGAAAGUCCAACUUGAGCAGCGAUAUGGAAGAAAACAACUACAAGCACUAGUCGAAAAUACAAUGUCCGAGCACUGGAUAAAUACUAAUAGCCGCCACUGCCCUCACUGCAAUGCUGCUAUUGAGAAAUCCGAUGGUUGUAACAAAAUGGUGUGCUGGCGCUGUAAUACAUAUUUUUGCUGGUUAUGUGGGACACGUUUAAGAGCUGAUACACCUUACGUACAUUUCCGUAGUCCGCAGUCCAAGUGCUAUAAUAUGCUCUUCCAUGGGGUGGUUCCGGAGGCAGGACAAGACGACGAAGACGACCUAGACUUUCCUGCAUUAUACCUUGACUAUAAUUCCGACGAUGAGGAAUUCAAUAACGAAGAUUUUGUGAUAGAAUUUGACCUGUAAUUGUGAAAUUCAGAGGUUCACAAUGGCAGUAACCUUGAUAUAAUCUUUCCUGAAUCCACAAUUUAUUUAUUCCCAUUGAGUAUUCAAAAUAUUUUCUAUACGCGGUUUUUUUCAUAUUUUCAUUAUUUACAUUAUUCCAAGUAUGUUUAUUUCAGGCCAAUGUGAGAUUUACCACUUUUUAACUACAUAGAAACAAUGUUCACUUCGCUGAAUACUCUAAAAUUAUAUUUUUCCUACAUUUCAAGGCUCACAAUCUAUUGUUGAACGCUUUAUAGUUUACAAAUAAUUCAUCAAAUUUAUAGCCAAAAUAAGAUGAACAUGUUCUCUAUGUGAUUCGUUCGUAUAUAAUUGUAAAUACUUGUUACACACUCCUUUGUUAUACACUAUUUAUUCUAGCAUUUUGUCAAAUACCGAUUGAGCUACAGGGGAAAAAAGAGAGCUUACUUGUAACUAAUAAUUUGGUUCUAAUGGUUUCACAAAAUUAAACCCAACGCCAAAAGCUUACAUCAAAUUGGACAUAACGUAAGGUGCAUCCUAUGUUGCAUUGUAGGAUUAAAGUGAAUCAACAACUUACACUUUUGGAGUAAUUUGUUGCCCGCAAAAUCGACUAUUUUGCGGCCACAACCAUAAAAAUUCAAUAUUUGUAUGCAAAAAAAUUGAGUAAUUUUAUAAAUUUCAAUUGUUUACACAUUUCGUGUAUUCAUGCUCAUAAAACGCGCAUGUUUUUUGGAUUUGCAAUUUAUACAUAAUGAGAAGUUAUGUCAUCACGAAUACAAUUCUGAUCAAUGAAAAUAAAUUAAACUUUCAGGAAUUAUCAAAA
Athalia rosae (coleseed sawfly) is the source of this 2567-nucleotide messenger RNA. Its product is annotated as E3 ubiquitin-protein ligase RNF14-like. Lineage: Eukaryota; Metazoa; Arthropoda; Insecta; Hymenoptera; Athaliidae. Gene Ontology annotation, cellular component: cytoplasm; ubiquitin ligase complex. Gene Ontology annotation, molecular function: zinc ion binding; ubiquitin protein ligase activity; ubiquitin conjugating enzyme binding. The record is from RefSeq and is a predicted model, not a curated record. Gene Ontology annotation, biological process: positive regulation of proteasomal ubiquitin-dependent protein catabolic process; ubiquitin-dependent protein catabolic process; protein polyubiquitination. The transcript is spliced from 5 exons. The coding region runs from base 140 to 1747 and encodes 535 amino acids.